This is a messenger RNA of Anguilla anguilla (European eel), 1516 nucleotides long. It is a transcript of the gene calm1b, whose product is annotated as calmodulin 1b. Lineage: Eukaryota; Metazoa; Chordata; Actinopteri; Anguilliformes; Anguillidae. The coding region runs from base 150 to 599 and encodes 149 amino acids. Gene Ontology annotation, molecular function: calcium ion binding. The transcript has 6 exons. The record is from RefSeq and is a predicted model, not a curated record.
GGCUUGGGUCUCAGUGGCGGAGGAAUACACAGCUAUAUAGAACCUGACCACAGAGGAUACACACCUACCUGCCUGCUAGUAGAUAUCUAUUUGGGAGCCGGCUGUCCGCGUAGUCUAGCUGUAGAUACCCAGAUCAAUUGCCGACAAAAAUGGCUGACCAAUUAACAGAGGAACAAAUCGCUGAGUUCAAGGAGGCCUUUUCCUUAUUCGACAAGGACGGCGAUGGCACCAUCACGACGAAAGAGCUGGGCACGGUGAUGAGGUCACUGGGACAGAACCCCACGGAGGCGGAGCUUCAGGACAUGAUCAACGAGGUGGACGCCGACGGCAACGGAACCAUCGACUUCCCAGAGUUCCUGACCAUGAUGGCCAGGAAAAUGAAGGACACAGACAGCGAAGAGGAGAUCCGCGAGGCCUUCCGGGUAUUUGACAAGGAUGGAAACGGUUACAUCAGUGCAGCCGAGCUCCGUCACGUCAUGACCAACCUGGGGGAGAAGCUAACGGACGAGGAGGUAGACGAGAUGAUCAGAGAGGCGGACAUCGAUGGCGACGGGCAGGUCAAUUACGAAGAAUUUGUACAAAUGAUGACUGCAAAAUGAAGCUCUCCUGACCUUUCCCUCUCCCUCUUAGAAGAAAAAAAAAAAUCAGUCAAAUGUUUUACUUACCUCUUGCAAAAAUGUUCAUUUAUUCAUACUGUUUCUGUAUAGAAAACACGAUUGAAUGUUGAGGAAAAAAAACUUCUGUUCCCACAGAAAGAAAAAGAUACAAAAAAAAAUAUAUCUGCAUGAAAUGGUUAGUGGUCUCCUCCCAAAUGCCUGUGCUACCUUUAAACAGACCGGAAGCGCUUUGGCUUCGCCUGCUCGUACUCAUGUUUGGGCCGGCCAUUUUCUUUCUCCUCUUAUUUUAUUAAUGCAUGCGGCUUGUGGCUGGGGCACUCUGCGGCCAAUUUAAAAAAACAAAAACGAAAAAACAACAAAAAAAAGACAAAAAAAAAACCCGCGCUGAUUCCACCGGAAGUGGCGUUAUCGUCUGUAUGGUUACGUGGUUCGCACUGGGAGACGGAGAAGUUCACCGUCGGAGAUUGAAACUCAGAAGACUGAAGCAAGUCGCUGUGUGUUCCAACAAUACGAAUAAAAUAGAAAUGGGGGGUGGGUGGGGGGGAGGGGCAAGUAAAAAGUAGUUUGGCAUGUGGGCAUCUCAAAACUGUCCUUUGUUGUGCAUUGCACUCCUGGGGGGAGGAUGGGAAUUGUGUGGAGGUGAUUGUGUCUGAUUGUGAUCGUUUACAAAAUGGAGUCAUUCUUUCGGCAAGGAAAACAGUUGACCUUAACGACUUCUGUUUUCUGCAUAAUGGCAGGAGUGUGUGGAACGGUCUUGUGUAUCUACAGUACUUAGGAUUUCAGCACAAAAAAAGUCUUCAAAGCUGUUCAUCUGAAUACAGUUUUCGUUCAUUCCAAGUUGUACAUGCUAGUCUUUUAAUUUUUUUUCCAAUAAAAGACCAUGAACUUUAUAAACUGAA